CCACCCGGGUCUGCGGCCCAAAUCCUUCCUUGCUAAGGACAGGGCAUGGAGGGGUGUUCCAGGGGCUGGGUGGGAAGGGGGGCUUGGGCGGGAUUGUGACAUAAGAUCACCCUGGUAACAUGGAGCAGAACUGGACCCAAUGCUAAUAAAGGUAGUGUAAAUAAAGGUGUCAUAAAGGAUGGGGCGGGGCACGUGCUUGUCAGGGACACCAGCCUUUAGGGUCUGCCAGAAUGGUUCCUGCUCAAUGCACAGAACCAGCGCUUCUCAUGUCUGGGCUAAGUCUCUGGGCCCUAUGGCCCUUCCUCACGUGGCUAAUAGUCCAGGAGGCUCAGCCUCUGGAGUGGGUCAAGGACCCGCUCCAGCUGACCUCUAACCCCCUGGGGCCGACUGAGCCCUGGUCUUCCCGCUCCUCCAAUCUCCCAUGGGAAUCUCUCCAUGGGCUUAGUUCCCCGGCAGACCCGGGGGGCUUUGAUUACCUGGGGUCCUCUGCUUCCUCCCAGAGGUCAACCCCGUCCCAGGAAUUGGCUGAGAAUUUGGUCCAAUUUCUGGACCCAGCUAGAGAGCUGCCCCCGGAGCCUGAGCACUCUUGGCAAGAAAGGCUCCCAGAGGAUAUUCUGUAUCCCGGCAGCCUGCCUCCAGAACUCCAGGUGAACUUGGAUGAGCCUCCAGGUCCUCCUGUGGAGCCUGAACUUUCCCCCAGUGAGCAGAAGCAGCCAGCUCAGCCUUCUGAAUCUUCUGGGGAGCUUGAACCUUCUCAGACCCAGGAGGAGACCCUAGCUCAGCCUCCAGAAGAGAUGGAACCUUCUGCAAUCCAAGAGGAGACCCCAACUGAGCCUCCAGGUCCUCCUAUGGAGCUUGAACUUCCCCACAGUGAGCAGCAGCAGCCAGCUCAGCCUUCUGAGUCUUCCGGAGAGCUUGAAUCUUCUCCAGCCCAGCAGGAAGCCACAGUUCAGGCUCUAGAGCCCCCUAAGGAGGUAGAACCUUCAAGCCAGCAGAUGGUCCCAGCUCAGCUCCCAGAGCCAUCUAAGGAGGUUGCAGCUCAACCUCCAGCUCAUGAGUUGACACUUCCACAUCCAGACCGUGUUCAGACUCAGCAUUCAAACCUGACUCAAACCACAGUUCAACCUUUGGAUCUGGAGCUUACCAUCACUCCUGAAUUUACUACAGAGGUUAUACCUUCCACAGCCCUGACGACUACAGCUCCUCCUCCAAAACACCCUGAGGUGACACUUCCACCUUCACCCAAGGGUCAGGCUCAGCAUUCAAACCUGACUCAUCUCACAGUCCAACCUUUAGAUCUGGAGCUUACCAUUGCUCCUGAAUCCACUACAGAGGUUGAACCUUCCACAGCCCUGACGACUACAGCUCCUCCUCCAAAACAGCCUGAGGUGACACUUCCACCUUCUGACAAGGGUCAGGCUCAGCAUCAAAACCUGACUGAAGUCACAGGUCCACCUACUGAACUAGAACCUACUCAGGAUUCACUGGUGCAGCCUGAAACUUACGCCCAAAAUAGGGUUUUAACUGCACGGAAAGAACAGGCCUCCACAAGCACCAACAUAUGUGACCUCUGUACCUGCAGAGAUGAGACGCUGUCGUGUAUUGCUCUCGGCCCGAAGCAGAGGCUCCGCCAUGUGCCUGUGCCAGCGCCGAACACCUACUACAGCAACUUCACGAUCUUGAAUUUACAAGGAAACUAUAUUUCUUAUAUUGAUGGAAAGGUAUGGAAGGCAUACCAUUGGACCGAGAAACUAAUUCUCAGUCGCAAUCCUCUGACAACUGUCGAAGAUCCAUAUUUGUUUAAAUUGCCAGCAUUAAAAUAUCUAGACAUGGGAAAAACACAAGUUCCGCUUACAGCAGUUAAGAACAUCCUCAUGAUGACUCUUGAAUUGGAAAAACUGAUCUUACCUAGCCAUAUGGCCUGCUGCCUCUGCCAAUUUAAAAAUAGCAUUGAGGUUGCCUGCAAGACAGUCAAGCUGCAUUGCAACAGUGCAUGUCUGACAAACACCAUACAUUGUCUUGAAAAAGCAUCUAUAGGGAAUCCCGAAGGAGUGAUCAUGAAGGUGUUUCAAUCCCGGAAGAAGCACACGAGCACUGAACUGACUAUUGAGCCAGAGACACCCUCAGACAGCAAUGGCAUCAACUUGUCAGGCUUUGGGAGUGAGCAGCUAGACAUCAAUGAUGAAAGUGAUGUUAUCAGUGCACUAAAUUAUAUCUUGCGUUAUUUCUCGGCGGGAAAUCUAGACGAUGGGGAGGCAAUGUUGUUACCGUUUAUUAAACUGCUUUUUUCAGGUUCGCAAGAUGGUGACAGGCCCCUGGGUAUUUUGAAAAACAAUAUAAAGAGCCCCUCUCUUCAACCUGCAUCCAACAACUCAACUUACAAAAAUAAAUUGAGAAAGCUGUAUUUUCUGGAAAAUGUGUUGGAUGCAAAAAUUCAAGAAAAAAUCGAUGAGGUUAAAAUGGAAGAAAAAACUGCCAUGCUUGUACAGUCCAGGCUUUUAGGUCCCAAAUUUAAAAGUCCAAUUUUGGGGACCAAAUUAGAAACUGCCCAACCACAGGAAAACAGCCUGGCAAAGAUUCAAAGUGUAGGGAAAAGCCUGGAGAGAGCAAACAGAGUCCUCAUGGGCCCAGGGCGCAUCCAGAAAAGGCACUUCAAAGAGGUGGGAAAGCAGAGCAUCAGGAGGGAACAGAGUGCCCAGGCAUUUGUGGAAAACACUGCCAAAGGAAAAAGGCCCGGGAGUGCGGCCCCAAGGGAAGUGGAACAGCCUCACCUGGUGCAGAGGCCCGAGAAGUUAGUGGGAAACACCAUCUACACCAAGCCUUUGUUCACCCAAGAGCAUAAGACAGGGGUCUCCUCUUUGCUGAAACCCUUCUCCAUGGGCGGGCCCUCUGCCUCCACCUCUGCAAAAGCCCAAUUUGAGAUCAAAAACAGUCUAAAGGCUCUGUUCUCUGCAGCAAAGAGCCUCAUAAAUUCCCCUUCAGAAGGGGCUUCUUCAUCUCAAGAAAAUCAUUUUCGAAAACUUUUUGCUCCUUCCAUUGAAACUGCUAUGCCAGAAGGCACCAUCUCUGAAGACACAACCUACAAUAAUCCUCCUGAGGCAGAUUCCACUGGAACUGCGUUCAACCUUGAGCCAACUGUUAAACAAACCCAUGAAAUAAAAUGGGAAUACAAUGACUUGGGCACUGACCUGUUUCCCAAGCCCAAAAACAAUUACCCAUUGCUCUCCUCCCCAGGUGAUCAGUUUGAAAUGCAGCUAAACCAGCAGCUACGGUCCCUCAUCCCUGACAACAACGUGAGAGGGCUCAUAUCUCAUGUUAUCCGGACCUUGAAGAUGGACUGCUCUGAGACCCAAGUGCAAUUAGCCUGUGCUAAGCUCAUCUCUAGGACAGGCCUCCUGAUGAAGCUUCUCAGUGAACGGCAAGAAGUAAAGGCAUCCAAGGCAGAAUGGGAUACGGACCAGUGGAAACCCGAGAACUAUAUCAACGAGAACAUGGAAGCCCAGAGUGAACAGAAAGAGCAGAGGUUAAGUGAGCACACUAAAGUUCCAGGAUAUGGCUUCAACAACAAACUCAUCCUGGCAGUAUCUGUGACUGUAAUUGUAACAAUUUUAAUCAUCAUUUUCUGUCUCAUUCAGAUAUACCAUCAUAGAAGGGCACCAAAGGACGAUGAAGAAGAAUUCCGAAGGGGCAUUUCCAGAGGUCUGCCACACAGGACAUCCUCACCGAAAAGUAUGAUUCAGGGUGGCUUUUGUUUAAGAUGGCCACUCUGGCUUAGGGAUAUGUACAGACCUCUCAGUGCCACACAUGUGAAAAAAAUGGCACUGAAGCUGCAUGACAGGGAGUCUGCCAGUGAGGACGAGAUCUUCAACAGGGACAGCAAAGCCCCAGCAGAAACUCCAUCAGAGAACACCCCAACCGGAGAGUCCACUGCUAAGGGGGAGGACAGUGAGGCCCUGCUGUAGUGACCCCAGUCCACCUCAGGCUUUCUGACAAAUACUUGCAAGGCCAUCAGAAAGAAACAGUACUGAAGCCAGUGGCCCAUGCAUCCACCAGAGGCAGGAGGCAGGGGAAGCACAGGGCCAUCUUGCCCUCCCUUGUUUCCCAGUCUAAUUAGUCACCCAGACCUGAAAACCUACCCUCAGGGGGUGGAGAUUUUACAAUUAAAUACUGUGGUUCUUGGUGCCCUCUCCCCUGGUUCAUCAAGCAUCAGUCAUAUAAUACAACAUACUUGACCUCCUGUCCACAGGGGACCUCCCCCACCUCUCGGCCCCUCUCAUAGGAUCACUGGGCCUACCUGCACUGUGGGGCCAAGCCCUGUCUUUUUCCCAAGCCCUCAAACCCAUGCAUGCAUGUUCGUCCAGACAUGGGAGGGGGCUUUUCACCCUUAUAAAAUGGUGGAAAAUUCACAUUUUUUUUUUGGUUCUGUAGUUGUUGUUUUUCUUUUUAAAAAUCCCAAGCCUUGGAUAGCAGAGAGAUGCUAGAGGGGUAGGGUCAAAAAGAGUGUGUGAGAGCAGUAAUUUCCCAAACUGCCCUCUGCAAGACUAUAUUUCAGAAAACAUGCUGGUGCGGCUAUGUCUCCAUUCACAUGUACUCCCCUAGCCUCUCCCGAUCCCUCACUGAUGCACAUCCAUAGCUGCACUGUUCCAUACCAGCAGUAGAAUACUGCAGAAGGCGCAAGGAUUCCUCCACUCCAUCUUCAAAGAAAAAGUCACUAAUAAGUCCCAUUUGGUAAGUUAGUGAACGUUAAACACAUUAGUGAGCAAAAGAAAAUCUGAAUGAACAAGAAUUGGUAAUCUACCUAACAGAACACAAGUGAAUGCUGGCAGUUCAGUAAUAGGAGGUAAAGAAUGGUGCCAACUGCAGAACAGCAGUAUGACUGCUCCCAGGAGCAGUAUGACUGAGAAGCAGCCCCGCGUGCGUGCUGGUGGGGGUUCUAAGCAAAGCUAGUCGCCCAUCAGUUCCAAUGAGUUUGCUGAAGCCGGACAAAAGACACCUGUUCUCGGGCCAGGUGCGGUGGCUCAUGCCUGUAAUCCCAGCACUUUGGGAUCAUGAGGUCAGGAGGUUGAGACCAUCCUGGCUAACACAGUGCAACCCCAUCUCUAAUAAAAAUACAAAAACUUAAUUGGGCAUGGUGGUAUGCACCUGUAGUCCAAGCUACUCGGAGGCUGAGGCAGGAGAAUCACUUGAACCCAGGAGGUGGAGGUUGCAGUGAGCUGAGAUUGCACCAUGGCACUCCAGCCUGGGUGAUAGAGUGAGACUCUGUCUCAAAAAAAAAAGAAAAGACACCUGUUCUCUUGCUGCCUGCCCCAGUUACCUCCCCAAGUUCCUUACUGAGACUGAAAAGUGUCUUUCUGUGUAAUGACUUCAGUGAGCAAAUAUUUGAGUGGAAAGCACAACACUAAAUAGUUAUAAGUAUAGGCAGAGCAGCAGCUACCAUUUACAAUUUGCUUACUUGAUGCCAAACCCUGGGUUAGGAAUUUUACAGUCUUACAUUAUUUAGCCCAGCAAUCCAUGGAAGCAUAGUUUUUAAAAUUAUCAUCUGACAUAAGGAAACAGGGCUCGAGGAACAUAGGUGACCUGCCCAAGUGUCCAAGGCCACACAUCGAAAACGACAAGUUAGCGUUUUACACCAGGCCUGUUGGACUUCAAAGCCUCUUAACCAUUCCACUGCCCUGCUGUAGGGCAUGGGAGAUAGAGGGGGAUGAGCUAUGGUUGCCAUCAAAGAGUCAGUAACAAUAAUAUGGUGAUGGUGAGGAUGAUGACAGCUGCUGUUUACUGGGCACCAGCUGUGGUCCAGGUACAGUGCUAAGCACUUCAGUUACACUGUUAAGUCACCAGGACAGACACCCACACCAGCUCUGUAAUGGGGUGAGUGUUAGACAUAAGCAGGGAGCUGACAAGAAGCCAAGACUAGGCUGGGCAUGGUGGCUCUCAUCUGUAAUCCCAGCACUUUGGGAGGCUGAGGUGGGUGGACCACCUGAGGUCCGGAAUUCAAGACCAGCCUGGCCAACAUGGCGAAACCCCAUCUCUACUAAAAAAUAAAAAAAUUAGCUGGGGUGGUGAUGCGUGCCUGUAAUCCCAGCUACUCGGGAGGCUCAGGCAGGGAGAACUGCUUGAACCCAGGAGGCAGAGGUUGCAGUGAGCCGAGAUCACACCACUGCACACCAGCAUGGGACAGAGCAAGACUCCAGCUCAAAGAAAAAGCCAAGACUAGAGAUCCUUGCACUGCUAGGCUCCCAAAGUCUGGAUUCCAAGCAUCUCCAGGUUCCUAUUUUGGCAUAUUUAUAUAAUUUUUAUGCUUAAUUUUUAAAUAUAUUUUAUGUAUCUCAAAUGUGUACAUGUUUUUUGGAGACAGGGUCUUGAUUUGUCACCCAGGCUGGAGUGCAGUGGUACAUUCAUAGCUCACUGUAGCCUCAAGCUCUUGGGCUCUAAAGAUCCUCCUGCUUCAGUCUCCAGAGUAGCUGGGAGCUACAGGCAUGCACCACCAUACCCAGCUACAAAUCUUAUUAUUCCCAAAUGCUACCCCACCAUAUUUCUAAAAACUCCCAAGAGUAAUAUUCUACUUUGCCCAGUUUGUCCUCAACUGAGCAGUUUUGGCUGAGCCCAGAGUUUCUGCUGGGCCAGCCUGUGGAUGAGCUGUGUCUCCCAGGCUGGUAUCCAUCCCUGCCUGUCCCCUGGGAGAGGGAGGGGUGCCCAGGGUCAGGUGGAACAAAACAUGACUGCCUAGGACUGCCCCUGUCUCCAUCUCACUGACGGCAAACCACGGCUCAGAGGGCCAGCUCUUAAGUGAGACCUGAGUGCCAGAGAGAGGUGGACGCAAGGCCAACAGCUACCAAAUGAAUAAAAAUUCUGAUUCCAAUUAAACCUGCCGGAGAAAUAAAGCAUUUGGAAAAACAACGAAAUAAGGUGAUAUCUGAUUAGGGUAAACACGAUGCAGACAAGAAAGGCAGCAGUUCAGAGGAGGGAAGGUCAGGCCGCCUGGGAAGAGUCCUUGAAAAAGACAGAAUGUGCCAGAUGCUGUGCCUGGUGCUGGGAAAGAGUUGACUAGGACAGCAUCCCUCUCAAAGGGCUCCUAGACUGGGGGGAGGAACGGACAUCUGAAUACAUCCUGAGUAGACAGCAUGGGUCGGCAUAGUGGCAGUGGAGCCAGGUGUGGUUCUGCUCUUGGUCAGCUGGAAAGGAGUAGAUGUAAGAGUCAGCUUAGAAGAAGGGAAGUGGAAGACAAGGUUUCUGAGCUGACAAGAGGAAGGAGAGGCCUUCUAGACGGAACACUACAAAGGCAGAGAACCCCUAAGCAGAGUGAGCAUCAACCUCCACAGGUUAAGGGCUCAGUCACACAGGACCACCCCCACAUCAGAUCCCAGUUGCAAGGCCAGGCAUCACCUAUGCAUCUGACCAACUGGCUAUAAAUUGGAGGUCCCCACAACUCCCUCCUCAGGUUUGGCCAUUUGCUAGAGCAGCUCACAGAACCCAGGAAAACAGUUUAUCUACUAUUACUGAUUUAUUACCAAGGAUACAUUAAAGGAUACAAAUGAAGAGCCAGAUGAAGAAUAAC
Molecule: messenger RNA, 7555 nt
Organism: Callithrix jacchus (white-tufted-ear marmoset)
Lineage: Eukaryota; Metazoa; Chordata; Mammalia; Primates; Cebidae
Source: RefSeq, a predicted model, not a curated record